AGUUAGCACGUCAGCAGGCUACGUCAGCAGACCACGUCAGCAGGACACGUCAGCAGUGCCACGUCAGCAGCAAGGGAUACCACAUCAACAGGCCCCCCCCGCCCGGUCUAUGCUGUUGCGAUCUCAAACAGCAGUCAUGGACCAGAGGCCGGGGGAAGCAGACGAGGCCUAUCAGGCCCGCAUGCUAGCCUGGAGUACCGAGACUAAGAAACGGGCAGAUGACGCUGCAGCAGCAGCGAAGAAGAAGGCAGAAGAUGCCGAGCAGGCACGUCUGCUGGCACUUGAACAACAGCGCCAGCAUGACGAGGCAGCAGCAAGGGCUGCCGAUGAGGAAAGAGUCCAGCGUCGUGAGAAAAUAUUUACCGGAGAGCGGGCGUUACUUACCAUGGCAGCGGAAUGUCGGACCGAGGUCGAGAAUAACCAGUUGGAGGACAGCGCAAACAAGAUAGCGCUCCUCCUCUCGCAUCUCACGGAUCUCCUGGCAACCUGCAUUACACAGCAGGCAGAGAUCCUUGGUCUCGACAGAUCGCNCGCAAACAAGAUAGCGCUCCUCCUCUCGCAUCUCACGGAUCUCCUGGCAACCUGCAUUACACAGCAGGCAGAGAUCCUUGGUCUCGACAGAUCGCUAGCUCAGCUCCAAGACCGUUUUCAGCGGUUGGAGCAGCGACCAGUCGCCGCCGCCGACGCAGGCUCGUCCAAUACUGCCGACCGCCUCAGUGCCUUGGAGAUGCACGUCGACUCACUCCAGGAUGGCGCACAGUUACAGCUCACUGCGACGCAACAGUUGCAGCAGCGGGUCUAUACCACCGCCACUACCUCGAGUUGGGAGCCUCGCGAGUCAACUCCAAAGUUUGACGGGCAGGAGAUCUUCUGCGACGCCAUGAAGAUAUAUCCGAUUCCAUGGUUUCGCAACUUCGAGCUCACGCUGCAGCUCCACAAUGUCAAGGAACACAAGCAUCAUGCCUACUUGUACUCUCGCUCAGGGGGCGCGUGUCAGGCUUGGUUGGACAACCUGUUGUCCAAGUACGGAGUGGUAGCUAACGACUUGCACACCAAGAUCACCUGGGAUGAUCUGAAGGCGGCAUGGCACAUGCGGUUCCAGGUGGAGCCGCCAGAGAUCAAAGCCAUGGACAAGCUCAUGGUCUUCGAGCAAGGCACGCUGCCGAGUACGGACUGGAUCGCCGAGUACCAACGCUUGACGUCAAUCCCAGACAUCCAGAUGGGCUUCAAGGCCAUCCGCCACUACUUCAUCUCAAGGUCAUGUCCGGCAUUGAGCAAUGCCCUGACGCAUGUCGAGGAUACCUUGACGACGACGGCGGAAUUAUUUGACAAGGCUGCGCAGAUCAUCGUCACGAACAAGGAGGCCAAGAACCUCCGUUCAUCUGUGUCAGGCCCGAGUAGGGACCAGCAUCGGCCAAGAGUGGCCGUGGUCGCAGCCGCAACGCCGCUAGACCAAACCAGCGAGGCUGCAUCUGCCAGUGAAGGAGACAGAUUCGCAGCCGCCCGGGAAGGUGGCUGCACCGGCAGAGGCCGAGGGCGCGGCAAGACGAAGACACACACCGAUCAUCUUGGACAUCUUCGACGAGUGUUGGAGACGCUCCGCCGUGCCAAGUUCAAGGCCAACCGCGACAAGUGCGAAUUUGUCCAGCAAGAGCUGGAAUACUUGGGCCAUUUUGUCACACCGGAAGGCAUCAGUCCGCUAUCGGACAAGAUUCAGGCCGUCCAAGAGUGGCCGGAGCCUCGGAACGUCACGGAUGUCCGCUCGUUCCUCGGUCUUACCGGCUACUAUCAGCGCUUCAUCAAAGGCUACUCCAAGAUCGUGGCCCACUUGAACAAGCUUCAGUGCGAGGAUCGGCCGUUUGACUUCGGAGAGGAGACGCGAGGAUCAUUCUUCGCUCUCAAAGCCGCGCUAUUGUCUGCGGAGGUCUUGCGAAUCUACGACCCGCUCGCGCCUACGCAUGUCACUACGGAUGCGUCAGGCUAUGGCAUUGGUGCAGUCCUCGAGCAACAUGAUGGUGUGGACUGGCACCCGGUCGAGUACUUCAGCAAGAAAGUGCCCCUCGUGCAUUCCAUUGACGAUGCACGCAAGAAGGAGCUCCUCGCCUUCGUCCACGCACUCAAACGGGAAGCGAUUGCCAUGGACAUUACCGGCCCGUUCCCCAAGCACAAGACCGGCAUGGAUGGGAUUCUCACGGUGGUCGACCGACUCACCAAGUUCGCCAUGUUUCUGCCUUGUCGCUAUCAUGCCAAGGCACCGGAGUUGGCCGAGGUUCUUUACGCCGGUUGGAUUCGAACCAAGGGUUACCCCAAGGAAAUCGUCUGCGACCGCGACACUCGGUUCAUGUCCGAUUUUUGGUUGGCACUCAUCAAGCGAUGGGGCUCAUCUCUCAAGCCCAGUUCAGCUCGCCACCCUCAGACCGAUGGCCAGACGGAGAGGGCGCAUCAGACCGCACAGGUUCUCCUUCGCACUCUCAUCCGCCCCGACCAGAAGGACUGGGUUGAGCGGCUGCCGGAUGUCGAGUUGGCCUACAACUCAUCUAUCCACCCGACUAUCGGGAUGUCGCCCUUUGAGUUUGAGCACGGCUCGCCGGUCACUUCACCGUGGGACACUAUUACUCCACGAACGGCCGAGAGCGACGACCAUCUUCUUUUCUUGCGUCGGAUGCAAGAGCUUCUUGUCAAGGCACACGAUCAGAUGGCUAAGACGCAGCAGCGCAUGAGCCAACAGGCCAAUCGCCAGCGUCUUCCUUGCCCAUUCCACGCAGGGGACCUUGUUUGGGUUUCCGCAGCGGAAUUCAGCCUUGAACAAGACAUCUCUCGCAAGCUCCUCCCGAAAUGGAUGGGGCCUUGGCCGAUCGUAGCGCCCGCUGGGGACGCACCCGAAGGACCUUCCUUCACGAUUCAGCUGCCUGGCCACUUGCCGGUCUACCCAGUCUUUCAUUGCUCCAAGUUGGCUCUUUACACGCCAGCGGAACAUGACGAUUUUCCCGGGAGACGUACGCAAGACCCACCUUCUAUGGACGGUUUUCAGGAGGUCGGCAACAUCAUCUCCCAGCGACGCUACGGCAACAAGCCAACUGAGUAUUUGGUCCAGAUCAGACCGAUGAAUACCAGAAUUCAGGUACCAGGGAGAGUUGAGGUGUCUGUGGGUGCUGCCCUACACUUUGGUUUGGCAGAGACUGCGGCAUGGGCAAGCCUAGAGCUGAUCUCAUCUGAGAUACACCUAAGGCACAACAGUCAUGUGAAGAUCCAUGGGACGGUCAACAUUAUGGCAGGCAAACUUACACUGGAUCAGUCAAGCAUAUCAAUUGAUGGUGGCGAGCUCUUUGGAAUAAACCUCACAAAUGCCAUCAAGACCAAGGAUCAGCUGUAGGCCUUAAACCCGCACUGGAGUAAUUGUGGCUGCAUGUAUAUACAACAGUGAGCUGAGAAAGCUGCAGAAGAAAAAACUAUGGGCUCUCACCUGAGCCCUCAUGAUUGCGCUCAGACUAUGCUAGCCACUUGGAAAACAAAAGUGUGGGGCUGGA
Chara braunii is the source of this 3527-nucleotide messenger RNA. The record is from the annotation of a GenBank genome assembly. Lineage: Eukaryota; Viridiplantae; Streptophyta; Charophyceae; Charales; Characeae.